Lodderomyces jiufengensis is the source of this 318-nucleotide messenger RNA. RefSeq lists its product as uncharacterized. The record is from RefSeq and is a predicted model, not a curated record. The coding region runs from base 1 to 318 and encodes 105 amino acids. Lineage: Eukaryota; Fungi; Ascomycota; Pichiomycetes; Serinales; Debaryomycetaceae. The transcript has a single exon.
AUGUCAUUAAAACAACAAAAAAGUGGAUUAUUGGAUCAAAUACUAUUAGAAGAUAUAGCAAGAUACUGUCCUAAUCAAUUUCUAUCAUUUCAUCAAUGUAUGGCACAACCUGAUCCAUCUGGUUGUUUAAAUCAACAAAUUGAUUUAACAAAAUGUAUCAAGACUACUGUACCAUCUUUUCAAAAAAUCCAAGGUGAAUGCUCUGGUAAAUUACAAGCUUAUGAAGCUUGUUUGAAAAUCAAUAAAAGUUCAACUGCUAAAUGCACACAUGAGUUGGAUCAGCUAAGAAAUUGUGCCUUUGGAUCAAUAAAUAAGUAG